Molecule: messenger RNA, 1914 nt
Organism: Canariomyces notabilis
Lineage: Eukaryota; Fungi; Ascomycota; Sordariomycetes; Sordariales; Chaetomiaceae
Product: MFS general substrate transporter
Exons: 5
Coding region: 124-1629 (501 amino acids)
Biological process (GO): transmembrane transport
Cellular component (GO): membrane
Molecular function (GO): transmembrane transporter activity
Source: RefSeq, a predicted model, not a curated record
CCAAUCCUUAAUUAUCUCGCCGUCCGCUGCUUCUAGAACCCAAAAAAACAUCAUACAUGUAGGACGGUUUCGGCGACAACAUUCCAUCUCAAGUCUCUAUCGGAAGGGCCACUGGAGAACCCUAUGGCGCUACAACCCGAGCCUUCACUGCCUGCACCGGCGGCGCAGUUAAAGACGGCCCGGGCCAAUGCCGAUCUCUCGGGUGACGCCCCCUCCGAUGCCGAAGAGGGUGCCGGGGCCGGUGCUGGGGCCAUCCCCGCCGCUGACACGGAUGAUGCCGCGGAGCGCCGGAUCCGCCGCAAGGUCGACUUGCGCCUCUGCACCAUCGCCGGCAUCCUAUGCAGCCUGAACCUCCUCGACAGCGGCGUGCUCUCCAGCGCCGCCGUCACGUCCAUGCCGUCCGAUCUGGGGCUGGACCAGGGCGACCGCUUCUCCGUGUCCAUCUUCAUCUUCACCAUUUCCAGCAUUGUGUUCCAGCUGCCCUCGACCAUCGCGGUGCGCAUGCUCGGACCGCGGAUCUGGUUUGCGGUGAUCACCUUCGCCUUUGGCCUGAUCACGCUCUGCACCGGCUUUGUCCGCAGCUGGCAGCAGAUGAUUGUGCUGCGCAUCCUUCUUGGCGCCGCCAUGUCCGGCAUCUUCCCGGGCCUCGCCUACCUCAUCAGCACCUGGUAUCCGCGCCGGGAGCAGCAGCUGCGCUUUGCCUACAUGCAGAGCGGCGAGGUCAUCAUCCUUGCCACGGGCAGCCUGGUCAACUACGCGCUGAACCGCCUCGACGGCCGCGGCGGCCUGGAGGGCUGGCGCUGGAUGUUCGUUGUGCAGGGGCUCUGUACUUGCGUCAUCGGCGUUGCGACGUACUGGUGGAUGGUUGAUUUUCCCGAGAACUCGCACGCAAGCUUCCGCUUCCUGUCACCCGACGAGGCCGCCAUCGUCGCGCAGCGCAUCCAGACCGACCGAGGCGACCUCGUCGCUCAGGACUUCAGCAUCGGAAAAGUCCUUGUCCACGCCAAGGACCCCAAGGUCUGGGCGUUUGCCUCGCUCUUCUUUAUGCAGAACAUUGUGUCGACGGCCCUGGCCUACUUUGUGCCCAUCAUCCUUGAGGGCGGGCUGGGGUACUCUUCUGAUGCGUCCAUCAUCCUGUCGGCGCCGCCGUACUACUACGCCGUGCUGCCCGUUCUUGCUUCUUCCUGGUUUGCUGACAAGUUCCGAAUCCGGGCGCCCAUCAUUACGUUCAAUGCCGUCUGUCUCAUCACUGGCUUUGCCGUGCUGGGGUUUGCUCGAGACUCAGGAGCUCGUUACUUUGGUGUUUUCCUUGCUACGGGUGCCUAUGUGGCAAACUGGGCCGCCCUGACGGCUUAUCAGGCAAAUAAUGUUGUUGGUCAAUGGAAGCGGGUGUUUACUGCUGCAGCCUGUACUAUGUUCAACGGCGCUGGUGGGAUUGCAGGGAGCUUCAUCGUCCGAAGGUUCGAGGCGCCAUACUAUGCGACGGCUGUCUGGGUGUCAAUUGGAUCGCAUAUUUUGAUGAUAACUGUCGUUGGUCUGCUUUCCUUACACUUCUACCUCGCCAAUACCAUGCAAAGAAAGAAAGCCGGAGUUUUGGAAAGCACGGCGGGCUUUAGAUUCACAUACUAGAGGGUUUCGGUGGAACAUAUAUAAUUCAUCAGAUAUAGAGAGACGUUACACGAAUUCAUACCAAAGCGAACGCUUAAUACCAAAGCCUUGGUGUUCUUCCAACUUUAACAUCGAGGCUUGUACUAUAUCCCAUCCUAGUACUCGGUUUCCGCAGCUGCUACUCUGCACUGCUUGGAGGUCUCAUGGCUGUCUCUUCGUGGUUCGCCGCAUCCUGCGUGGUAGUCCACUACAGAGUCCAAUUCCGAGGGGCGAUCAGUAUCACGUUUAAUCAUAUGACUCUGUCAA